This is a messenger RNA of Medicago truncatula (barrel medic), 1224 nucleotides long. RefSeq names its product aspartic proteinase CDR1. Gene Ontology annotation, molecular function: aspartic-type endopeptidase activity. NCBI's taxonomy places the organism in Eukaryota, Viridiplantae, Streptophyta, Magnoliopsida, Fabales, Fabaceae. Gene Ontology annotation, cellular component: extracellular region. The record is from RefSeq and is a predicted model, not a curated record. The transcript has a single exon. Bases 1 to 1224 code for a protein of 407 amino acids. Gene Ontology annotation, biological process: proteolysis.
AUGGCUUAUCUUAGAACAAUUCAUCCAUGCUUGGCCAUCAUAGCCCUCUUGUUCCUAUUGUCAUCCAUUGGAGCUCACAACGACGGGUUCUCUGUCAAAUUGAUUCGAAGAAACUCUUCCCAUGAUUCUUACAAACCAAGUACUAUACAAUCUCCCGUAAGUGCCUAUGAUUGUGAGUAUCUCAUGGAACUCUCCAUUGGAACUCCGCCAAUAAAGAUCUAUGCUGAAGCAGACACCGGCAGUGACCUUGUAUGGUUCCAAUGCAUUCCUUGCACCAAAUGCUAUAAACAACAAAACCCUAUGUUUGAUCCUCGGAGCUCCUCCAGUUAUACCAACAUCACAUGUGGAACGGAGUCAUGUAAUAAACUAGAUUCAAGUUUGUGUUCUACUGAUCAGAAGACUUGCAACUACACCUACUCUUACGCCGAUAAUUCCAUAACACAAGGAGUGUUGGCACAAGAAACACUUACUUUAACAUCAACCACAGGGGAACCAGUGGCCUUUCAAGGCAUUAUUUUUGGAUGCGGACACAACAACAGUGGUUUCAAUGACCGCGAGAUGGGUUUAAUAGGUCUUGGAAGAGGACCCCUGUCACUCAUUUCUCAAAUAGGUUCUUCCCUUGGAGCCGGAGGCAACAUGUUUUCUCAAUGUUUGGUUCCAUUCAACACUGACCCUAGUAUUACAAGCCAAAUGAAUUUCGGUAAAGGGAGUGAAGUUUUAGGGAACGGUACGGUUUCUACACCUUUAAUUUCUAAAGAUGGGACUGGAUAUUUUGCUACCUUAUUAGGCAUUAGUGUAGAAGAUAUUAAUUUGCCCUUUAGUAAUGGUUCUUCCUUAGGGACUAUCACAAAGGGUAACAUUUUGAUUGAUUCGGGGACAACAAUAACUUAUUUACCCGAAGAAUUUUAUCACAGAUUAAUCGAACAAGUGAGGAACAAGGUAGCAUUGGAACCAUUUCGGAUAGAUGGUUACGAGCUUUGCUAUCAAACACCAACUAAUCUUAAUGGACCAACAUUAACCAUUCAUUUUGAAGGUGGAGAUGUACUCUUAACGCCCGCUCAAAUGUUCAUUCCGGUACAAGAUGAUAAUUUCUGCUUCGCAGUCUUCGACACUAAUGAAGAAUAUGUCACUUAUGGAAACUAUGCCCAGUCAAACUAUUUGAUUGGGUUUGAUUUGGAAAGGCAGGUGGUUUCUUUCAAGGCAACAGAUUGCACCAAAUUUUAA